Messenger RNA from Suhomyces tanzawaensis NRRL Y-17324, 915 nucleotides. Its product is annotated as putative pyridoxal kinase. The coding region runs from base 1 to 915 and encodes 304 amino acids. The record is from RefSeq and is a predicted model, not a curated record. The transcript has a single exon. Gene Ontology annotation, cellular component: cytosol. Gene Ontology annotation, molecular function: pyridoxal kinase activity. Lineage: Eukaryota; Fungi; Ascomycota; Pichiomycetes; Serinales; Debaryomycetaceae. Gene Ontology annotation, biological process: pyridoxal 5'-phosphate salvage.
AUGACCAAUAAGAGCAUCCUCUCGAUCCUGUCACACGUGGCGCAUGGCUACGUGGGCAACAGGGCUACUGUGUUUCCACUCCAGUACUGUGGAUGGGACGUGGACGGCGUCAACACCACCAACUUCUCCAACCAUCCUGGCUAUGGACGGUUUGCUGGCAGCGCCAGCUCCCCCCACUUGGUGGAUGAGCUUCUUCAGGGGUUGAAGGAGAUUGGUAACUUCAACGAGGUGUACAGCUUGAUUUUAACGGGCUACACUCCCAGCGCUGGCGCCAUGCAGGUAAUCUACGACCACUUGAUUCCGGUGUACGCUCAGCAAGGGGCCAAGCACCCCGCAUGGAUCGUGGACCCAGUACUAGGCGACAACGGACGCCUCUACGUACCUGAAGACGUGGUUCCCAUGUACAAAAAGUACUUUGGCUCCGGACAUGUGUCGUUGAUCACCCCCAACCAGUUCGAGUUCGAGGUGCUUAGUGACACCAAGCUCAGUGACUGGUCGGACGUACGAUCUGCGCUCGUCGAGUUUCACCGCCAGUACCACAUUCCCUAUGUGGUGAUCUCGUCGGUGGUCAUCGACGGUGAGAUGUACUCGGUUGGGUUUGCGGCUGGCUCCAAGGACAAACCGUCCAUCUUCUACUUCCCCGUGCCCCAGAUCGACUGCAGCUUCAACGGAUGCGGUGACUUGUUCACGGCACUCGUGGCCAAUGCCUUCUACAACAACAACCGGGUGCUUGGUCCGGAGGUGCUUGCGGAAGUAUUGCCCAAGCUCGCCAAGAUCCUCCGCCACAGCUACGACGCCGAGCUUGCGGCUACUGGCCAACCUCCAUCCGUGGUACGGGACAUCCGUGUGGUGUCCCUGAGACACCACCUUUUGGAGCCGGCUGGCGAUGGCUCCUUAGUUAAAUUCCUAGACUAG